Molecule: messenger RNA, 1032 nt
Organism: Didymella exigua CBS 183.55
Lineage: Eukaryota; Fungi; Ascomycota; Dothideomycetes; Pleosporales; Didymellaceae
Product: nagb/rpia/CoA transferase-like protein
Exons: 2
Coding region: 1-1032 (343 amino acids)
Biological process (GO): translational initiation
Cellular component (GO): eukaryotic translation initiation factor 2B complex
Molecular function (GO): translation initiation factor activity; guanyl-nucleotide exchange factor activity
Source: RefSeq, a predicted model, not a curated record
AUGAGUACCAAUGCAGAGUUCGACAUCGUGUCGAGCUAUCGCCGUAUUCUCAAUGAGGACCCAGAGCUUACUAUGCCUGUUGCGGCCAUUGAAGCCCUCGUAGAAGCCAUCGCACAGAGCUCAGUAUCGACCGUCGCCGAAACACUCGAUCUUCUCGAACGCCAUACUGCCGCCCUCAAAGCCUCGAUCGCAAACCCAAUCUCGCUUUCUGCCGGCACCGAUCUCUUCCAGCGCUACCUCAUUACCACCCUCAACCGCCCAGCUAGCCUGAAUCUCGGUCCUGACGAUGACUUCCGCGCCAUUCGCAACCAUCUACUGUCCAACGGCAAGUUGUUCGUAGAACGGGCCAAGCAGAGUCGAGAGAAGAUUGCCAGCUUCGGCAAGCACUUCAUUCGCGACGGAGCCACUGUGCUCACGAAUGGUGGCUCGCGUGUUGUUGGCGCGCUUCUGAGGCGGGCAGCCGAGUCCAGCACGAUCCGCUUCAAGGUCAUCUACGUUGUGCCGUCCUCGCACACCUCUGAUGCCAAUGAAGGCGACCAGACCGUGUCCGAUCUGCGCGCACACAACGUCCCUGUUGCUACUAUCUCGGAUUCCGCAGUAGCAUAUUCGCUGGGCAAAGUGGACAUGGUCAUUGUUGGAGCAGAGGGCGUCGUUGAGAACGGAGGUAUCAUCUCACGCAUGGGAACAUACCAGAUGGGUCUGCUGGCUAAGAGCAAGGGCAAGCCAUUCUACGUGGUUGCGGAGAGCCACAAGUUCGUCAGGCUGUACCCUCUCAGCCAGUUCGAUCUGCCCAUCGAGCAGAAGGUGCUCGAUUUCAAGGUCACAGAUGAUCCCAAGGCCAGCAAGGCAGGGGCCAAGGACGCAGUUGACGAGGGUAUCGCCGACAUGACCUUGAAGCACACAUCGACAGGGCUGAAUGCCGAGGAUGCCGUCGACUUCACACCCCCCGAUCUCAUCUCUGGAAUCAUCACAGAGUCCGGUGUACUCACACCGUCUGCAGUCUCGGAAGAGUUGAUCAAGAUCUGGUUCUGA